UCCCGACAUGCUUUGCGGGUGAGCCAGAGGACACUGAGCGGUGAGAUUAUAGCGGAUUCUCUGUGUGGAAGAAAUCCAACAGCUUGAAGAUGUCUGAGACCGAGGAGAAGAUCAAGAACUACAGGACGGCUCCAUUCGAUGCCCGCUUCCCCAACACCAACCAGACCCGCAACUGUUUCCAGAACUAUCUGGAUUUCCACAGAUGUAACAAAGCUCUGUCUGCCAAAGACCAGGACGUAGCUCCCUGUGAGUGGUACAAGAGGGUCUACAACAGCCUCUGCCCCAUAAGCUGGGUUCAGAAAUGGGACGAGCAGGUGGAGGCGGGAAGUUUCCCUGGAAAGAUCUAAGCAGACACAUUCCUGUCUUCACCCUAAUCGUAUCUUAAUGUGAAUCAUCUGCUCUUUAUGUACAGAAGCAACUAAAUAAAUUAAAUUAUGUUACUGUGAA
Messenger RNA from Centropristis striata (black sea bass), 447 nucleotides. RefSeq names its product cytochrome c oxidase subunit 6B1-like. Gene Ontology annotation, cellular component: respiratory chain complex IV; mitochondrion. NCBI's taxonomy places the organism in Eukaryota, Metazoa, Chordata, Actinopteri, Perciformes, Serranidae. The transcript is spliced from 4 exons. The record is from RefSeq and is a predicted model, not a curated record. Bases 90 to 347 code for a protein of 85 amino acids.